This is a messenger RNA of Asparagus officinalis (garden asparagus), 1714 nucleotides long. Its product is annotated as scopoletin glucosyltransferase-like. The coding region runs from base 136 to 1494 and encodes 452 amino acids. Lineage: Eukaryota; Viridiplantae; Streptophyta; Magnoliopsida; Asparagales; Asparagaceae. Gene Ontology annotation, molecular function: UDP-glycosyltransferase activity. The transcript is spliced from 3 exons. The record is from RefSeq and is a predicted model, not a curated record.
UUCAUCGGGUCCGAAGAGAUAUUAUCAGCUACAACUACCACUAUAAGUAGGUAAUAGUCUUGUGCUCGUUAGUCAAAACCACUCAAAACAACACCUGCGCAAGGUUUUCACUGGAUUUUCACAUUCUGUGGAAAAAUGGGUUCAACAAACAAUACUCAAGACCAUCACGACCUCCACAUCUUCUUUUUCCCAUACUUAGCAUCCGGCCACAUGAUCCCCCUCCUCGACACCGCCCUCCUCUUCGCCGCCCGCGGCGUCAAGGUCUCCUACAUCACCACCGCCGGCAACCUCCCCUCCCUAACAGCACCAACUCCCUCCCCCAUGACGGACGCCGCCCUCGAGAAGUUCUACAACCUCAUCCAGCUCCUACAACAGCCUCUUCGCCAGCUCAUCGUCGACCACCGUCCAGACUUCCUCGUCGCCGACGAGCUCUACCCGUGGACCUCCGACCUCGCAAUCUCUCUCAACAUCCCUCGUGUCGUCUUCAACGUUACCUCGCACUUCACCAUCUCCAUCCUCGACCAAGUCGAACAAAUGAUGACCAAGUACUCCCGCGACGAUGAUAAGCCAUUCGUCGUCCACGAGAUCGAGAUCACGAAAGCCGAGCUGCCCAAAGUGUUCCACUACCCCAAAAUAGCUCUCGACAUGUUCAGAGAAGCCAGCGACAAGAGCUACGGCGUACUCUUAAACAGCUUCGACGAGCUCGCGCCUGAGUACGUUGAGAGGCUGAAAACGGACGGUAAGAGUAGAGUGUGGAAUGUGGGGCCCGUCUCUCUCAGGCACUGGAAAGAAGCUGAUGUCGACGGUAAUGACGAUAAGGGGAUCAAAGCAUGGCUAGACGAUAAGAAAGAUCGGUCGGUGCUCUACAUCGCGUUCGGUAGCGAAUGCGUCUUCAGCGACGAUCAGCUACGAGAAAUCGGUCUCGCGUUGGAGGGUUCGGGAAGAGCCUUUAUAUGGGUGGUGAGGGGCGGAGGCGGGGGUUUGGAUACGAUCGGGGAUUGGUUGCCGAAGGGAUUCGAAGAGAAGGUGGAGGGGAGAGGGUUGGUAGUUCGAGGAUGGGCGCCGCAAAGGCUGAUACUGAACCAUCCGGCGUUGGGAGCGUUCGUGACGCACUGCGGAUGGAACUCGACAGUGGAGGCGCUGAGCUGCGGGGUGCCGAUGAUCGCCUGGCCGCUGCAUUCGGAGCAGUUCGUUAACGAGAGGCUCGUUGUGCAGGUGUUGGGGACGGGGGUGAGUGCAAUUGAACAAGGGGUGAAGAGGUCGAUAUUCCCGGAGCAGAAGGAGGUGGUGAAGGCGGAGGCCGUGAAGAGGGCCGUGGAUAGGGUGAUGGGCGAAGGCAGAGAGGCGGCGGAGAUUAGGAGCAGGGCAGAGAAAUACAAGAAGAUAUCAAGGUCCGUCGUAGAGGAAGGAGGAUCAUCUUAUGUCAAUUUGACUUGCAUGAUUCAGGAACUUACCAAGGUAGCCAGGGAGAAAAAGAGAGAGACGAGUUGCUGAUAUUCACUGUAACCUCAGUCAUUGUCUACCUCGUGGUCAGAAAUAAGCGAGGAUUCAGUAGGCAUGUGAUUUCUGUAAUUUUUUAUAUGCUGCGUGGCUCAUGAGAGUGUUGUAUGGGGAUGAAGUAUUAGCCAACAUGAUAAUAAUAAUAAUGUUGAUUUGUUAUGGUAUUUGAACUCUUAGUCUACAAAGAAUGUAGUGGCCGGAUCGAGAUAAGAUC